AUGGAAAAGGAAACAAGUGGUUCUUCCACAGCUGAUCUUGUCAAGGACACUUGGACUAAAGAUUGGGUCAGUUUACAGCUGGACCAACUUGUCUGUGCAUGGAGAUGUCACAGCGCAAUGAAGUGCUGUCUCAUCCUUGCUCUCAUGAGCACAGUGGGAACUGUUCAGCACAAUGUUUCCAAGGAGAAAUUGAACUCCUUAGAAGGUUAUACUAUUCCUUACCUGGUCUACCUGGAUUCCAAGCCAGAACCCUGUGUGGGGUCUCUCAUUCACCCUGAGUGGGUAUUGACGGCUGCUCACUGCUCCUUACCUGUUAAAAUCCGACUAGGAGUUUAUCAACCCAGCACCAAAAAUAAAAAGGAACAUUUACGAAAUUACUCAUUGACUCUGCCCUACCCUGGCUUUGAUGCACAAACUCUGGAAAAUGACCUGAUGAUGAUCAAACUGUCAAACCCUGCACCACUCAACUCACAUGUGGGAACCAUUGCCAUAGCCUUGGAGCCCAUAGUAUUUAAUGACUCCUGCUUUAUCCCAACCUGGACCUGGAAUGAAUAUAAAAACCUCAGUCAUCCUGACAUCCUGACGUGGAUAAACCAAUAUUCUCUUCCAUUAGCUGACUGCCAGAGUAGACUUCAACAUGGCCUGGCAGCGAAUAUCAUGUGUGUAGGAGAACCUCUAAACACCAUCUCUAAAAAUAAGGAAGUUUCAGCUGCUCCUGCCAUCUGCGAUGGUAGGUUACAUGGAAUAUUGUCCUGGGCAAAAGGAAGUGUCACCCUGGGAAGUGAAGGGUUCUUCACAAGUGUCCAUAACUAUGCAAGAUGGAUCCUGAAAAUCAUAAACACCCACUGA
This is a messenger RNA of Otolemur garnettii (small-eared galago), 849 nucleotides long. RefSeq names its product serine protease 58. NCBI's taxonomy places the organism in Eukaryota, Metazoa, Chordata, Mammalia, Primates, Galagidae. Gene Ontology annotation, biological process: proteolysis. The record is from RefSeq and is a predicted model, not a curated record. Gene Ontology annotation, molecular function: serine-type endopeptidase activity.